AAGGGGCAGAGCGUCGGCCCCCGAGCGGUCGCGAGAGAUCUGGCUACCGGAGGCCUGCGACGCGGGCUCGGGGAGGGUUACUGCGUGCUUAUGAUCGCAGGUUUUUAAAGUCAGUGCUUGCAAGAACAAGCGAAACCUGGGGAAGAUUCUGUGAGACCCGGCCGGAAGUCGUGGUAUCCAUAGACACGCUAUCGGAAAUUGGGGUUGCUAGGAGGCCUGGGCGCGUCGGCUAGUCUGCGUCACGGCUGAAGUCCCAGAAGAUUACGAUUCCGGCCCCGGUGAAGAUGAAGACCUGCAGCCUGAGAGACCAAAAAUUCAGUCUCUUAAUGUGACUGAAGAUGUCGAUCCAGGCAGCAUGGCAGCGGCAGGCCCGGAGCUGCCUGUAGAGACUGACCAAGAGCCACAACCAGAGACGGAAGAAGAGGGCUUCAAAGAGGAGACACCGGCGAGUGCUAAGAAUAUACACCUACGCCUGAAACCCACCUGGACGUCCGAGGAAGAGGCUCCCCACAAGUCCAAGACAGACCUUUCUAGCGAGAUUGAGCUAGGGAUUCCCAAAGAGAUAAAGUCGAAGACAUCCAGACAGAUAGAAGUAGAGCUUUUCAAGGAUUUGGAGGUCCCUGUGGACGAAAAGCUUGGGGAGCCAGAGGAGGAAGCCAAACCAGAUGUCGCAGAGGAUAUACUCAAAGAGGCAGCUAAGGAAACAGAUCUAGAGCUACGAAAGGAAACCGAGUCUGAGGUUCCAGGGGCCACAAUCAGUGAGACAAAAUUAGAGUUACUAGAGGGGACCAAACCAGAGGUUUGGGAGGAGUCAGUUAGAGAGCAACAUGGAAAGACGGGCCUGGAACCUACAGAACAGACCAAACCGGAAUUUCCAAGUGAGAAACCAAGAAGAUCAGUUGAAGAGGCAGAUCUGCAGCCACCAAAGAUGACCACACCAGAGAUUCCAGAGGAGACACAAAGUAAGUCACCUGAGGAGAAAAGGACAGAGCCACCUGAGCAGGCCAUACCAGAGUUUCCAGAAGAGAAACCAAGUAUGUCUACUGAGGAAACACAAAGGAAGUCAACUGAAGAGAAAAUUCCAGAGCCACUAGAAGAGAUCGAAUCAGAGUUUUCUGAGGAAAAAUCAAGAAAACCAAUUGAGGAAACAGUUCUAGAGCCAUCAGGAAAGACCAAACCAGAAGUUCAAGAGGAGACACAAAGAAAGCCAACUGCAGAGAAAGUUCUAGAGCCACCAGAGGACACCAAACCCCCAGAUCAAAAAGAUAAGCAGAAAAAAUCAACUGAGGAGACAGGUCUAGCACCAUCACAGAAGUCCAGAUCAGAGGAGACACUAAGAGAGUCAACUGAGGAGAAGGUUGCAGAGCCACCAGAACAGACUAAACCAGAGUUUCCAAAGAAAGAACCUAGAAAGUCAACUGAAGAAACAGGUCAGGUGCCACCACAGAAGAUCAUACCCGAGGUGCAAGAGAAGACACAAACAGAGCCAACUAAGAAGAUAGAUUCAGAGUUACCAUAUAAAGCCAAACCACUACUUAGAAGAGGGACACAUGUAGAAUUUGCCAAGGAAGAUAGGCCAGAACCAAUCAGACUUAAGCAUUCUGUAGACAGGGAUGAGCCAGAGUACUCUGACUAUCAAACAAGAAAGUUGUUAGUAAAAGAAACGAAAGGCAUUUCAAAAGACUCUGUGUUAGAGUCUCUUCCAAUAAGUGAAGUAGACUCAGUGAAUACAGAUUAUGAGUUUUCUAAAGAACUCCAAAAUCUGUUUCAGCUUUCUGAUACCAAUUAUGAAUUCUACUCAUAUUUCUCUGAGUCUCAGAGGGAUUUAGAAGAGUCCUCUAAUGAAAAGAAAGAUCUGUCCCCAGAGUCAAUGACACUGGUACCUAAAGAUAAAGAAACACAGCCAAAAAAAAGUACUGACCUACAAUUUGAGUAUCUUGAAUGGAGCCCAGAGAAAGUUGCAGAGUGGAUUUGCCAGCUAGGCUUCCCUCAGUAUAAGGAGUGUUUUACCACAAACUUCAUCAGUGGCCGAAAACUCAUCCACAUAAACUGCUCAAACCUCCCUCAGAUGGGUAUAACAGAUUUCGAGGACAUGAAGGUAAUUUCUCAGCAUACCCGGGAGCUACUGGGAAUUGAAGAGCCAUUAUUCACACGCUCCAUCAGCCUUCCCUACAGGGACAAUAUUGGCUUAUUUUUAGAGCAAAAAUGUCAUAGUGGAGUUAAAUCUGAUUCCUUGACCUUGUCUGAAUUUGUGCAAGCAGUGGGAUUACAGGAUUAUGCUCCAGAAAUAACCAGCCCUGAAGAGGAUGCAGCAUUAUAUUCCAUUGAACCAUAGGGCAAGCCGUUUCACUUAGCUUGAAAAUCAAAUUAUGUGGGGGAAGAAGUGUGGUAUUUCUGCAUUUUCUUUUUCUCUUCAUUCAGGAUCAGAGUUAGAACUACUGGCUCCAUUCCUAGUUCUGCCACCGACUCACAGCACCUUCCCUUUAUGUGUGUGUCAAUUUAGUCCCUUGUUAAAACAAAGAUAGCAAUAUUUCUCUUCCUGGGUAAUUGUAAGAAUUCCUGAUAAAUUCUCGUACUUCAUCUGGUAGUAGGAACAUGUUGGAGAAACAGACUAAAAGUAAAAUCACCUGCCAACCCAGAUAAUCCUCUUCAUGAGUGCAGACAAGGAAACAGUUUUAUUAUUGAAUCAGCAUAAAAUCACUGUGACGCACAUUAUAGGCAGGCCACUAAAGAGAUUGCCAAGACAAGGAAAUCUCACCCUUCUAUAUAGCCAGGCAGAUAUAAUCCAUUAUUUACAUGUUAACUGUCUGUAUCCAAAGGAAAAAUAAAAGUUCUCAUAUCUUUGUGACAAACAGGAAGUUACUACCUGGAGCCAAGCACUUAGGCUAAACCUCCAGAGUCAGGGAGACAAAGUGCCAUCCUUCUAAAUGCUCACAUUUCAAAGAGGUGGCCCCAAGGGCCCCCUCCCCCAAAAGACAGUCCUGGGAUGUAAAACUGGCAGAAAGUUUAUUCACCUUUUUAGAAGAUUAGCAUACAUCUCAAAAACAGAGAAAAAGGAUUUAUAUUACAAGUUUUUAGAAGGAAAUGUGUUAUGCUGUUGUUGGGAAUGUAAAUUGAUACAGCCACUAUGGAGAAUAGUAUGGAGGUUCCUUAAAAAACUACAAAUAGGGCUUCCCUGGUGGCGCAGUGAUUGAGAGUCCGCCUGCCGAUGCAGGGGACACGGGUUCGUGCCCUGGUCCGGGAGGAUCCCACAUGCUGCGGAGCGGCUGGGCCCGGGAGCCAUGGCCGCUGGGCCUGCGCGUCCGGAGCCUGUGCUCCGCAACGGGAGAGGCCACAGCAGUGAGAGGCCCGCGUACCGCAAAAACAAAUAAACAAACAAAAAACUACAAACAGAACUACCGUACAACCCAGCAAUUCCACUACUGGGCAUAUACCCUGAGAAAACCAUAAUUCAAAAAGAGUUAUGUACCGAAAUGUUCAUUGCAGCUCUAUUUACAAUAGCCAGGACAUGGAAGCAACCUAAGUGUCCAUCAACAGAUGAAAGGAUAAAGAAGAUGUGGCACAUAUAUACAAUGGAAUAUUACUCAGCCAUAAAAAGAAGCGACAUUGAGUUAUUUGUAGUGAGGUGGAUGGACCUGGAGUCUGUCAUACAGAGUGAAGUAAGUCAGAAAGAGAAAAACAAAUACUGUAUGCUAAC
Molecule: messenger RNA, 3697 nt
Organism: Physeter macrocephalus (sperm whale)
Lineage: Eukaryota; Metazoa; Chordata; Mammalia; Artiodactyla; Physeteridae
Gene: SAMD15
Product: sterile alpha motif domain containing 15
Exons: 3
Coding region: 356-2335 (659 amino acids)
Molecular function (GO): protein binding
Source: RefSeq, a predicted model, not a curated record